AGUAGCUAUCGAGUUUGGUGGAUAGAGCUGCUUCUCUCAGCUCCUUUCCUGUCACUGUUAAAACAUGAAAUCUCUUUAGUGUUGUAUAUCUUUUAAGAGACAGCUGAUAGACAGAACAAUGACACAGAACCACGUGACAGGGAUGGAGGCGUCCGCCGUCUCUGUUUUGAAGCGGGCGGUGGAGCUGGACCAGAGUGGGCGCUUCCAGGAGUCGCUGGUCUGCUACCAGGAAGGCAUCCAGCUGCUUAUGGACGUGUUAAAAGCUGUAAAAGAUGACUCAAAGAGAGGGCACUACAGGGAGAAGAUAAAGGGCUACAUGGACAGAGCAGAGCAAAUCAAGGCACACGUGAACCAGAUGAAAGAAGAUGGGAAGUACCACGAGCAGAUAAGAAUAUCAGAGGAUGCUACUGGCUACAGCUAUGAGGUUUUGUUCAAGCCAUACAUCAGCAGUGCUCUCACAGAAGUCUGGGUGGAGGACCCGUACAUACGACACACCCACCAAUUGUACAACUUCCUUCGGUUCUGUGAGAUGCUGCUAAAAGCCCCCUGCAAGGUGAAGACGAUCCACCUCCUCACGUCACAGGAUGAAGCUGAUAGUGGCCAGCAGAGCGGCGCCCUUGCUGAGCUGAAAGAGAGUCUUGGUGCUCACGGAGUGACUCUGGACCUGCAGUUCUCCUCUACUAUCCAUGACCGGGAGAUCAGGUUUGAUAAUGGUUGGAUCAUAAAAAUUGGAAGAGGGUUGGAUUACUUCAAGAGACCUAAGGGUCGAUUCUCUAUUGGAUACUGUGACUACGACCUCAGGCAGUGCCAGGAGACCACCGUAGACAUUUUCCACACCAAACACACAAAAACUCUAUGAGAUUCAUGAAGAUCAAAUGAUUCUUUUUUUCCAAGCCAAGUCAUUUAAUUUAAUUAUCUGCCUUCGAAACACGGACAGUGUUGUCGGACUCGCCUUAGCACACGGGUGCCUGGGGACUGACUUUUAUAACAAAAGGGGGGUUUCUGUUUGAUUUUUGCUGCACUGGAACAUGUUAAAUUCUUGCUAACCAUACUAUUCUGUGGUGGAUUUUUAUGACAUUUCUUUAGUUUUAUAUGGUGUUUAUGUAAAAUAUAAAUUUUUUUUUUCCAUUUCUCCAUUUUAUUUUUUUUACUUUAAGAGAUCUUUUCCAUCCCUCCUUAUCUUUCAUUUUUAUGUCUACAAAUUCCAAUGAUGGGGAUCUACAGAGAAGAUGCUUAAAUUAAUUAAACUGAAACCUUUGCUUUAUACAAUUAUAAUUUUUUUUUUUCUUUUUGUUCCUCUUGCUUUUUUCCCCCCAGUGAAUCACAUUUAAAGUUUCAAAUUCAAAACCAGAACACCUUAAUCGUAAAAUGACUUCCAGGAUUACAAACUUUAAAAAAAAAAACAUACUUAACCUAAUGAUAAAGUAUUAUUUUAGCAUCAUGUAAAUGAGGAGCCACCACACAGACUGGAGCAGAUUACUAGCAGCAGUUAUUUAAUUUGUGACAAAUCCCUAAUCACUGUUAAUUGGACCUCUAAUUAAUGACACACUAAACUCUUCCCAAACAUGCACCUAAAUAUCUGUCUGUGUUGAAAAA
Archocentrus centrarchus (flier cichlid) is the source of this 1596-nucleotide messenger RNA. It is a transcript of the gene mitd1, whose product is annotated as MIT, microtubule interacting and transport, domain containing 1. Bases 119 to 859 code for a protein of 246 amino acids. The transcript is spliced from 7 exons. NCBI's taxonomy places the organism in Eukaryota, Metazoa, Chordata, Actinopteri, Cichliformes, Cichlidae. The record is from RefSeq and is a predicted model, not a curated record.